GAUCCCCCUCCAAAACAGCGGCCAAGUGCGACGAGUCCACAAGGCCACAAGUUGUGGCUGAUGAAAGAUUGUGGUGGAGGUGAAAGUGGACUCGGCGCGUUGAGAGCGCAGGGCGCGUUGGGGCACUCGCGUUCGUGACUCGACAAAACGUGACUUCCCCUCUCACCCAACUUCGCCACACUCUCUUCUUUGUUUGAGCUACGAUUGAACUACCUUUGAUAAACCCUCUCUUUUCAAAGCGGGGAGAACAAGACGGCAAUGUCUCCCAACAAGUUCAACGUCCUCGAUUCGCUUGUAGACUCCGUCUAUGACAAGUGUAACCAGCUGGGACUGCAUUCAUCUCCACUCACCAUAGCCAUAACCAUUCUGGUAGCGCUCGCUCCUUUCCUGGCGGUCCUCAUCUUGGCCAUUACCCAAAAAGAGGAGCGUCUUCCUCCCCCAGCAGGAUGCCGCAAACUAGGACUCCAAGGGCCCUCCAACCUCUCCGACCAAUUCUCCAGCAAGUACAGUCAAGGUGGUGAUCGCGGCCCAAGUAACCCGUGGAAGGUAAAAGCCCUGUUCAUAUACCCUGUGAAGAGCUGUAGAGGGAUCGAACUUGAAAAGAGCGACAUCGUCAGCACCGGUCUCAAGUAUGACAGGCAAUUCACUUUCGCACAAUACGUCACUGGACUCCCGACUUUGCAGGGAAAGGUCCAAAGUGAGUGGACCUUCAUCACUCAGCGGACCUUUCCGAGGAUGGCCAAAGUAGAAGUCGAGAUGUGGGUUCCUGACCCAGAGGCGCCUGGGUAUAGUCCGGAUGGCGAAUGGGUCCAGAGCGAGGGGUGUGUGGUUGUUCGAUUUCCGUUUACACCUGACGUGGACUUGAGUUUCGAGGGGUUGAAGGCUUAUGGGAGCAUCGUUGCAGCCAAAUUGUCUGGCAAAGCUGAGCCCAUGGUUGAAUUCCGUGUUCCCUUCAAUCCCCUCAAAGGCCGACAGAAGAUGCUGAGGUACAAGUCAGAGAAGCUCAAGAUUUGGAAAGAUACCCCAGAGGCCCUCAACGUUGGGACCGAAGUGCCAGAUGAGGUCAUGGCAAAGCUCAAAUACACCCUUGGUGUUGCCAACCCAAUGACUCUCUUCCGCAUUGAUCCUGCAAAAUACCGGGAAGUCCACAAGAAUGCGCCCAAGAAGGAAGACGUGGGUUUCCAAACUGCCAUCGGCAUGCAGGACUCUUAUCCCAUGCACAUAAUGAACCUUGCUUCCGUCCACCACGUUUCCUCGCAGCUACCCAAAGGCUAUCCGCCUCUCAGCGCCCUUCGUUACCGCGCUAACGUCUUCUUCACCGGCCCGCCUGCAUUCAGCGAAGAUGACUGGAAGAAAGCUCGCAUCGGCGCGGGUACCUAUCAUAUCUCGUGUCGCACGACGCGCUGCAAGUUGCCGAACGUCGAUCCCGAGACGGGCAUUGCUGAUCGCAACGAGCCAUCCACGACCAUGCGAGAAUACCGCGUGAUUGACCAAGGUUCGAAGAAUGCGUGUCUGGGCAUGCAGGUUACUCCGCUGGAUGCGAAGGAGAUCAAAGUCGGGGAUGAGAUUGAAGUGCUGGAACGCGGAGAGCAUUACUGGCUGAAGGAGUGAUAUUUUGUGUUAGCAUGUCCUCAUUUGAACUGUAAAUUAGUGCAAAGAGCAACUAAUGUUUGCUAUAUAUGCAUUAUAAUGACGACUCA
This is a messenger RNA of Westerdykella ornata, 1700 nucleotides long. RefSeq lists its product as uncharacterized. The record is from RefSeq and is a predicted model, not a curated record. Gene Ontology annotation, molecular function: pyridoxal phosphate binding; catalytic activity; molybdenum ion binding. Bases 259 to 1611 code for a protein of 450 amino acids. NCBI's taxonomy places the organism in Eukaryota, Fungi, Ascomycota, Dothideomycetes, Pleosporales, Sporormiaceae. The transcript is spliced from 2 exons.